AGGCGCACGUUCAUCAGUCGCUCGCUCGCUCAUGCGGCCGACGACGAAUCGACCCGCAAACUAAAAAAGAAAGAGGGAAAAAAAAAACUCCUCUCCUACCCCGUCCGUCUCCCUCCCCUCUCUCUCCAGAUCCGCACCGCCGCCGCCGCCGCCGCUCGAUCCUCCGCCACACCUGCCGGUCGGGAAUUGGUGGAGGCGCCGGGCGGGAGGAGGUGGUGGUGGUGGGUGUGAGCGAGCGACGAGAUGGCUGCGCCGCCGGCGAGGGCUAGGGCGGACUACGAUUACCUCAUCAAGCUCCUCCUCAUCGGGGACAGCGGUGUUGGCAAGAGUUGCCUCCUCCUGCGGUUUUCUGAUGGUUCCUUCACCACAAGCUUUAUUACCACAAUUGGUAUUGACUUCAAGAUAAGAACAAUAGAACUGGAUGGAAAGCGUAUUAAGCUACAAAUUUGGGACACAGCUGGUCAAGAACGUUUCCGGACAAUUACCACCGCGUACUAUCGUGGAGCCAUGGGUAUCCUGCUUGUUUAUGAUGUCACGGAUGAGUCAUCUUUCAACAACAUACGGAACUGGAUUCGGAAUAUCGAGCAACACGCCUCUGAUAAUGUCAACAAAAUUUUGGUUGGCAACAAGGCUGAUAUGGACGAGAGUAAAAGGGCUGUCCCUACCGCAAAAGGACAAGCACUGGCUGAUGAAUAUGGCAUCAAGUUUUUUGAAACUAGUGCCAAGACGAACCUUAACGUGGAGCAAGUAUUUUUCUCCAUCGCACGUGAUAUUAAGCAGAGGCUUGCUGAGACCGAUUCCAAGCCUGAGGACAAGACAAUCAAGAUUAACAAGACAGAGCAGGGUGCCGAUGCACCAGCAGCUCAGGGAUCUACAUGCUGCGGCUCAUGAGGGAUGCUCGCCUGCUGGACCUCCAUGAUCGCUUAUUAUUUGACAUUGUUUGUUUCCUGCCUUGCUGUUAUAGGAAAGAAUGUCAAGAAGACACCUGUGAUACAGAUGUGGUUGUACCUAUCUUUGCUUCCAUUCUUUGAAGCAACUACUCAUGCCUUUGACGUAGCUAUUGCAAUUGCCGGGUGGCUACUACUGUACGUUGGAUUUCAGUCCGUUGAACCGCAAGCUACAGUGUGUAAUGUAGUCCAUGCUGUUGGGUUUUCAGUUAAUCAAUCGAUGCAUGGAAUAGUGUGAAGCUGUUCCUGCAUUUCUGCUCCUCUUUUUCAGUAA
Molecule: messenger RNA, 1221 nt
Organism: Oryza brachyantha (malo sina)
Lineage: Eukaryota; Viridiplantae; Streptophyta; Magnoliopsida; Poales; Poaceae
Product: ras-related protein RABE1c
Exons: 9
Coding region: 244-891 (215 amino acids)
Biological process (GO): regulation of exocytosis; protein secretion
Cellular component (GO): plasma membrane
Molecular function (GO): GTPase activity; GTP binding
Source: RefSeq, a predicted model, not a curated record